Molecule: messenger RNA, 1158 nt
Organism: Bradysia coprophila
Lineage: Eukaryota; Metazoa; Arthropoda; Insecta; Diptera; Sciaridae
Gene: tth
Product: toothrin
Source: RefSeq, a predicted model, not a curated record
CAUCGGAUAACACUGUCUGAAAUCACGUCUAAAUAUCGUCUGUCACAUUAAUCAUAAAAAGAAAUUCAUUUUGGAUUCGUAAAAAUGGUUUAAAAAAUUGUGUUUGUAAUUCGCUUCAAGUGGAACGGGACUUUGAAUAUUUUCAAGUUCAAACUGUUCGACGUAUCAAUGGAAGUUCGGCAGUCCUGAAUGUAUCAUAUUAUUUCCAAUAAUUUAUCAACAAAUCAUCGGAAAAUUCAAGACUCGGCAGCAGUAGAGAUAUCGGUAAUGGCGUCUUCGGAUAUCCAAAUUGUAAAUAUAUCGAAUUUAGAAAAAAUUGAGUCAUUUCUUAAUGAUACUGCCUACAAAGAACUAUUAGAAAAUAGUGAAAAUUACAAUUCACGAUUACGUAUAGAGCGGCGACUCCGAAUGCCAUUCGCAGCCGGCGGAGUUGCCCAAAAUCACUGUUCACUAUUUAUGGACCGGAGACAACGAAUGCCGGGUUUUAGAGAAGGUCAGAUUUAUUCCUAUCCGGCAGCACGUUGGCGAAAGAGCCGAAGACAAUAUCUAACAAAAAUAUUUCGACCAUUCGGUGGUCUAACAUCAGCAACACCGCUGUUAAAUAAGCGAUUCGAUGGUCCCACCGAAACAGAACCCGAUUUCAACGGAGCAUCAUUUCUGGAGGAAUCAUCGUCGUUGGGCGGAGCCGACACAUCGGACAGUAAAGACAGUCAAAAUUUAAAGGAAGAUUUACCGAAAGAAUGGUUCUACGAUGACAUGGACAUCAACGAAAUUGAUGCGCUCGACGAACCUAAAUCACCGGCGGACGACGAAUACGACUAUGAUCCUAGAUACGGCAAUAAGAAAAGGAAAAAACGUAAACCCGGCCGGAAAGCGACUACACCGCAUCAUCAUCAUGUUGGUGAUGGCCCACGAAAAGGUCGUCCGCCCGGAGGCGGUCGCGGUCGUGGUCGUCGUAAAAAUCUAAAUAGUUCAAGAUCACUAUUGGAGCCACCCAGUCCAACACCGAUUUCUGAGCCACCAUCUUUCGAGACAGCGGCUGCAGCUGUAGAAGAUAGCAGCAGUAGCGAUCUUCGGAGUUAUCGAAAGUACCUGUAAAAAUUACACACACAUUUUCACGAGAGAAAAAGAAAACACCACACAAAAACGCGAAUCAUU